AAAAAAGAAAAAAAAAAGGAAAAUACACAGAGACACAGAGAGGGGUUUGUGUAUAUAUAUAUAAAAAAAAUUCAAGAAAGAAGGAAGAGAAAAUAAUAAGAAAAAGAAAAAUAAAGACAAGAAGUGCGAGAGAGAAGGAGAGGGAGGGUGAAAAUGGCGGCUAGUGGUAGCGAGAGAGUAGCGGUGGAGUUGUGUAAAGGCAUCAACGGCCUUGAUAAGGUUGUGCUCCGCGAUCCACGUGGUUCUACUGCUGAGGUGUAUUUGUAUGGGGCUCACGUGACAUCCUGGAAGAAUGACCACGGGGAGGAGUUGCUUUUUGUCAGCAGUAAGGCAAUAUUCAAACCUCCAAAGGCAAUUCGUGGAGGCAUUCCGAUAUGCUUUCCUCAAUUUGGAAGUCAAGGUUCCCUUGAGCAGCAUGGAUUUGCCAGGAAUAGGUUUUGGAGCAUUGACACCGACCCACCUCCAUUUCCCACAAAUUCUAAGUCCUUUAUUGAUUUGAUCCUUAAGCCUUCUGAAGAGGAUAUGCAGAAGUGGCCUAACAGUUAUGAGUUCCGUUUGAGGGUAGCUUUGGGAACCGGGGGAGAUCUGAUGCUGACAUCUCGCAUUAGGAAUACCAAUGCUGAUGGAAAGCCAUUCACUUUCACAUUUGCGUAUCACACUUAUUUCUCUGUCUCAGACAUCAGUGAAGUGCGGGUUGAAUGUUUAGAGACACUAGAUUAUCUUGACAACUUGCAGAACAAGGAACGAUUUACUGAACAAGGGGAUGCCCUAACGUUUGAAUCAGAAGUUGACAAAAUAUACCUUAGCACUCCUACUAAGAUUGCUAUUCUGGAUCACGAAAAGAAGAGAACCUUUGUAUUACGCAAAGAUGGACUUCCAGAUGCUGUGGUAUGGAAUCCAUGGGACAAGAAGGCAAAGACUAUGGCUGAUUUUGGAGAUGAUGAGUACAAGCAUAUGCUCUGUGUGGAGGCUGCUGUGGUUGAAAAACCCAUCACGCUAAAACCUGGUGAGGAGUGGAAAGGAAGACUGGAACUUUCUGCUGUUCCUUCCAGCUAUUGUAGCGGGCAACUUGAUCCACAGAAAGUUCUUCAGAGCAGCUAAAAAAGGAUCCAUGGUUUUGAUAUACAUAUUUUGUACAGCUUCUUUGGUUGAAAGUUUAAACACAGUACUCUGAAUGUGUAGUUGGUGCCUUUGAGGACUGGAAUUCACUCACUUUUAUGUUGAUGGAUCAAGUAUGCUGUGCUGUGCUGUGCUGUGCUUGAGAAGACGUUGUGUAGAAAUUUCCAUACAUCAUUGAAAUGAGAUGGUCCGUCCCUUUUUA
Messenger RNA from Populus trichocarpa (black cottonwood), 1321 nucleotides. Its product is annotated as putative glucose-6-phosphate 1-epimerase. The record is from RefSeq and is a predicted model, not a curated record. NCBI's taxonomy places the organism in Eukaryota, Viridiplantae, Streptophyta, Magnoliopsida, Malpighiales, Salicaceae. Gene Ontology annotation, biological process: carbohydrate metabolic process. Gene Ontology annotation, molecular function: isomerase activity; carbohydrate binding. Bases 154 to 1101 code for a protein of 315 amino acids. The transcript is spliced from 8 exons.